GUCCAUCCGCCAGCGCCUGUGGAAUGCAAAGUAAUGGCAGUAGCCCCCUGGGCCCGGGGCGGAUCCCGAGCCUCGGUGGCGACAAAACUCUGUUUCUUCGUGGCGCGCCUCCCAGGGGCAGAUGGCCAAUAUCGGUCGGACACAGCACCACGUUGUUUCCACGCCAGCGUGCCUCUAAUUGCCGCCUGCCUCUGCUCGGCCGUGACCACCGCAACCACCACCGGUUUUCAGCUUUUCAUUUCCCAUCCUCGUGUAUAUAUCGACAAUUUCUUCGUUCUGUAAUAUAGGCGUGAUCCCGCAAUUUGUGCUGUGUGUGAUGUGCGGCAGAUGUGUGCCAGAUGUGCCUGUCUGCUGUCGCCAGACGACGCAGUGCCUUUUUGGGCACGGCAGAUCCUGGCUGCUGCUGCUGGGUGGAGCCGCCGAGCCGGCCCAGAAGCCGUGGCCCGCGCCUGCGCUUGGUGUCAGCCAGCUGGCUCAGGCACGCCACUGAUCGCCUCCCGCGGUGGUUGGCUGGCGGGUCAGCCGCGCCCCAAAGCGCUGCUGCAGACAAAGGAAGCUCAGCUGGGCGAUUCAGCGCCAGGCAAGCCGCGGGGAGCCUGCGAGGGCCAGUUUCCGGCUCGGCGAAUGGGGUGGCCGCUUCACACAGGCCCGAGUCUGGCUGCUGGCUGCCUUUCCCAACUGACGCAAACCCACCCAGCAGUGUGUCGCCCGCCGCUAUUUUUGCCCUUUCUGCCCAAUUUUUCUACGGGCAGGCCGGCACUGUGAACCCCGAUUUUUAUAUAAACCGCGGCCAGUCCCUGGCCACUAUUUUUCCAUCCUGCAGAACCUCUCCCCUCAUUCACCCCUUCCUACCACACCCCUUGCCCCUCUGUAUUUUCCCUAAUGGCGCUUUCCACAGACACUGCUCUCUCGGAACAGCCGCCGCGCCGCCGCGUCAAGCAGCUGUCGUCGAUACGAGCAUCGCCGGCGUUCUACUCGAUGGCCAACAGCUACUUUGAGGACGGCGAGCCGAUCACAACCUACCAGUCGUUCACCGACCUGCGCAAACUGCUGGACGAGGAGUGCGCAGAGAUCGAGCGCCGCGAGCGCGAGGCCAAGCGCAUCCCCUCGACCAGACCAAAGACACGGCGUUUCGCCCCUGU
Messenger RNA from Linderina pennispora, 1142 nucleotides. RefSeq lists its product as uncharacterized. The coding region runs from base 339 to 998 and encodes 219 amino acids. The record is from RefSeq and is a predicted model, not a curated record. The transcript is spliced from 2 exons. NCBI's taxonomy places the organism in Eukaryota, Fungi, Kickxellomycota, Kickxellomycetes, Kickxellales, Kickxellaceae.